AUGGCACCCCCUUACACGUACCCACUUUCAGGUGUCUUUUAUUUCAUUACGCAUCCACAGCUAUGGCGUAAAGUAUUGUGUCCAUUCCUCCUGACGUUGGCGUUUGGUAUCUUUUCACUUGUGGUGUCGUUUGGUUACCUUUUACCACUCCAAGCACAUGCACUGAUUAAUGCCAACUGCCCCAGUUGGCUCGCAUGGAUUGUUUCUGUUAUCUUUGUCUUGUUGGAAUCAGCCAUCCUGGAUAUCCUCUUUUUUGCUAUCAUCGUGGCCACCUUUCAAGAUAUCUUAUUUGAUGCCACGCUCAAGGCACUUGGUAUGGAUCGUAUGUUCGAACAUCGCGUCGACGUCAAUGGUGUUAUCCUCUGCUGUCGUGGCAUGUCUUCGAGUGUGUUGCUUGGUUUGAUAUUGGUACUGGCACAGAUUCUCGGAUGGAUCAUUACUGCUCCGUUGCAUCUAAUCCCAGUCAUCGGUACAGUGAUUGCUUGUUGCAUUAAUGGAUGGCCAGCAUGUUGGGGACAACAUAUCCACUAUGAUCUUGAAUUCCGAGGUCUCCGAGUUACUGAAUCACGACAUUACGCUUGGCAACACCGCUGGUCGUACUGCAGCUUUGGUGCUGUGGCUGUCGCCCUUGAAUUAGUCCCCUUCUUCAACUUGCUGUUCAUGUGGACGAAUGUGGUGGGUGCUGCCAUGUGGGUCGCUGACAAGUAUGAAAAGCAUGAAGCCGAAAUUGCAAAGCAGCAGCAAGGUAGUGGUGCCAUCGGUGGCUCUGGAGACACUUCAGUCGCUUCGCUUUACCCAUCUCAAAGAAAUCCAAGCUCCCAUGUACCAUCCCUUGAAAGCAGUGAGGAGGCUCGUUUGUUGCAAAGCAAUACCAGCAUUUCAAAAGAUGGAUAUGGAUCUGCAGUCGCAUAA
Messenger RNA from Lichtheimia ornata, 912 nucleotides. RefSeq lists its product as uncharacterized. The transcript is spliced from 4 exons. Bases 1 to 912 code for a protein of 303 amino acids. The record is from RefSeq and is a predicted model, not a curated record. NCBI's taxonomy places the organism in Eukaryota, Fungi, Mucoromycota, Mucoromycetes, Mucorales, Lichtheimiaceae.